AGUGUAGAGAUCAUCGCUCUAUCCAGGCCGUGGUGUAGAGAUCAGCUACAAUUGAGGACCGGAGCCGUACGAUGGCGGAGAAGACUCAAAAGAGUGUGAAGAUUGCUCCUGGAGCAGUAGUGUGUGUAGAAAGUGAAAUCAGAGGAGAUGUAACCAUAGGACCCAGGACAGUGAUCCACCCGAAAGCACGAAUUAUUGCAGAAGCCGGGCCCAUAGUGAUUGGUGAGGGGAACCUAAUUGAAGAACAGGCCCUCAUCAUAAAUGCUCACCCUGAUAAUAUCACCCCUGAUGCUGGAGACGUUGAACCCAAACCUAUGGUCAUUGGAACCAACAAUGUGUUUGAAGUUGGCUGUUAUUCUCAAGCCAUGAAAAUGGGAGAUAAUAAUGUCAUUGAAUCAAAAGCAUAUGUAGGCAGAAAUGUCAUCUUGACAAGUGGCUGCAUCAUUGGUGCCUGUUGCAGUCUGAACACCUUUGAAGUCAUCCCUGAGAACACAGUGAUCUACGGUGCCGACUGCCUCCGCCGGGUGCAGACUGAGCGGCCACAGCCCCAGACACUACAGCUGGAUUUCCUGAUGAAAAUCUUGCCAAACUACCACCAUUUAAAGAAGACUACAAAAGGAAGCUCAACUCCAGUUAAGAACUAAAAACAUGAUGACAUUUAGUCUUUGACCAGUCUUGUAAAGGGCCAUAGUACACAUGCAGUCUUAGCUCAUAGUAAUGCAUGUAAGCUUUGUUUUAUAAAAUUGAGUUAGAAAAGAAAGUAAUGUCUUUUCAUUGUAACUCCCUUCUAUAAUUUAUAUAAAAAAUUAAUAUAAAAUGCAUCAUUUUCUUAUUUACUUGCUCCUUUUCUGAUAGUUUACAUAUUUUAUGUAUUCUCCUCUUGUUAUAUAAAAUAUUGGCCACAAGUUUUAGUUCUGAAAACACUAACCUGUGAUAAGAUAGGGCCUAUUGUUAUGUAUUUAUGUACUAACAUUUAUUCAACUGAAUAAAAGUGCUGAUGACAA
Messenger RNA from Echinops telfairi (small Madagascar hedgehog), 1004 nucleotides. RefSeq names its product dynactin subunit 6 (gene DCTN6). Gene Ontology annotation, cellular component: dynactin complex. The transcript is spliced from 7 exons. The record is from RefSeq and is a predicted model, not a curated record. The coding region runs from base 72 to 644 and encodes 190 amino acids. Gene Ontology annotation, molecular function: dynein complex binding. Gene Ontology annotation, biological process: mitotic spindle organization. NCBI's taxonomy places the organism in Eukaryota, Metazoa, Chordata, Mammalia, Afrosoricida, Tenrecidae.